AUGGAUCAUAAAUUCAGAGAGUUCAGUAGAAGCUCUUUGGAUCUGCUGGAAACGAUGGUGAGAAGAGACCUUCAUUGGAUUUUUUUAAACAGUUAUCUUUACUUAAUGACAACUUUGUGAAUUUAACUCAGUGUGUGUGUGUUUCUUUGUGUGUGUUUCAGGCUAGUAACUCCACGAACAGCACUGAGGAUGCUGCACUGAGGCACUCUGUGGGCUUUCCUCAUGAUCUGUACACCCAGGCGUCCAAAGCAGCAGUAAGUCAGACUCUAGUGUGGAGGAAUUUGACUUCAUCUGUGUCAAACUAUCAUUCUUUGUUGUGUUUCUGUCUGUUUCUUCCACUUAUUCCUAUUUAUCUUAUAUUUCCCUUUAACUUUUGGCUAAUUUUUGCUUCUUUUUGCCUUUUUCAGGCUGAGGACAAAGUGAGUUUGACAGUCCAGGUUCUGGAUGAGACCAUGACCCUGUUCAGCAAGAAUCACAGCGCUGCAUCAUGGGAGGAGAAGACAGCCGACAACUUUCUGGGCGUUGUGAGCCGGCAGGCUGAUGGCCUUCGCUCCUGUGUAAGUCAGAAUAAACUGACUUGA
Molecule: messenger RNA, 581 nt
Organism: Xyrichtys novacula (pearly razorfish)
Lineage: Eukaryota; Metazoa; Chordata; Actinopteri; Labriformes; Labridae
Source: the annotation of a GenBank genome assembly